UGUGGAAUAUCUCCAACUUUGGUAUAAGCAAAGAAUUGAACAAGUUUUUACUGGCAUCUAAUGGAUUUUCAAGUACAAGCCAAAAUAUCGGGAUGGACCCUGCGCAUGCAUGUUGCAUUCUGCAGCAGCUUAAAUGUAUGUACGAUGAUGGGCAGCUGACAGACAUUGUGGUGGAGGUAGAUCAUGGAAAAACAUUCUCCUGUCACCGAAAUGUACUCGCUGCAAUUAGUCCUUACUUUAGGUCUAUGUUCACAAGUGGCCUUACAGAGAGUACCCAGAAAGAAGUGCGGAUUGUGGGAGUAGAAGAAGAUGCAAUGCGUCUUGUGUUGGACUAUGCAUAUACAUCUAGGAUUUACUUAACGGAAGUCAAUGUGCAGGCUCUGUUCACUUCUGCUAGCCUCUUCCAGAUCCCAUCCUUGCAGGACCAGUGUGCUCAGUUUAUGAUCAGCCGGUUGGACCCACAAAACUCCAUUGGAGUUUUCAUGUUUGCUGAUGCUUAUGGACACCAGGAAUUGAAGGAGAAAUCACAGGACUAUAUAAGAAAAAAGUUUUUGAGUGUCGCCAAAGAGCAGGAAUUUCUCCAUUUGACUAAAGACCAGCUUAUGAGCAUUCUAAACAGCGAUGACCUAAAUGUGGAGAAGGAAGAAUGUGUUUAUGAAAGCAUAAUUCAUUGGCUCGAGCAUAACCCGGACAAAAGGGAACCACAUCUUGCAGAUAUUUUUGCCAAAUGUAUACGUAUACCUCUCAUGGAGGAGACCUUUUUAGAGAAAAUCCCUUGCACUUUUGCACAGGCUAUGUCUACAAACUCUUUAAAGGAAGAAAGCGAAAAGGCCAACGGCUGUAGACCAAGGCUUGGCAUGACAGCUUCACAGAUGAUCAUCUGCUUUGAGGCGGCCAACAAACACUCAGGAAAGAAACAAACGGUGCCUUGUUUAGAUACUGUCACAGGAGAAGUGUUCAAAUUAUGCAAGCCUCCCAAUGAUUUGAGGGAGGUGGGGAUCCUGGUGUCACCUGAUAAUGACAUUUACAUUGCAGGAGGUUACCGGCCAAGUAACAGUGACGUAUCUAUCGAUCACAAAGCUGAGAGCGAUUUCUGGAUGUAUGAUCACGCGUCAAACAGAUGGUUGCCUCGAGCUCCAUUGCUAAGAGCACGAAUAGGGUGCAAAUUGGUUUUUUGUUGUAAUAAAAUUUAUGCAGUUGGAGGUCGGGUGUAUGAAGGUGAUGGGAGGAAUGCACUAAAAUCAGUGGAAUGCUAUGAUGGCAGGGACAAUUGCUGGACAGCUGUCUGUCCAAUGCCUGUUGCCAUGGAAUUUCACACUGCUGUAGAGUAUCAAGAUAAUAUCUAUGUGUUACAAGGAGAAUUCUUCUUGUGCUACAACCCUCACAAAGACUAUUGGGGCUGUCUGACUCCAAUGAAUGUGCCUAGAUCCCAGGGACUAUCAACUGUCUACAAAGACUCCAUCUACAACAUAGCUGGAACGUGUAAAGCACAUCAACGAAUGCUAACAGUAGAGACGUAUGAUAUCCAACAAAAUUCUUGGCUGCGGAAAAACGAACUUCCACUGGAUCAGUCCACAAAUCCCUACAUUAAACUGUGUUUGCUCCAUAACAAAUUGCACCUUUUUGUGCGAGCAACACAAGUAGUAGUAGAGGAGCAUGUUUUCCGUACAAGCCGUAAGAACUCUCUAUACCAAUAUGACGAAGACUCUGAUCAGUGGAAGAAAGUGUAUGAGUCGCCAGACAAACUAUGGGAUCUUGGCCGCCAUUUUGAAUGUGUUGUUGCCAAACUAUAUCCACAGUGUCUUCAGAAAGUGUUUUGAUGUUUUGCUUUGGCAAUUUGCAUGAAUUAACUGUGAGAUGAGCAACCAGUAUUUUGUGCAAACAAAAUUGCUCUUUUAAAAGCACUAUAAAGAAACAGGAUGGGUGCUUUUGAAAGUGUUUGAACUGGGUCCGAAGUUUAGUUUUAUAAUCACAAUUUUACUAACCCUUUUUAUUGGUGCUGGGGAAUAUAAGUGCAAUUAUCUACAUGGAUUAUAGCUUACGUUUUGAUUUUUAUGUGGCUCAUUCAAUGCCAUUUCUUGUUGGGAAUUCUAGUGUAGCUGUUGCCCAUUGCCUGGCAAAUCUUAAAACUAUGCAGACAAACAGGAAAAACUUGCAGCUUAGCAGUAAGAAGUUGCUUCGCCCAAUGAGCCAGUUUAGAAAAACUAAAGCCUUUAAUGAGACAUACGGGUAUAAAUUUAAGUAACAUGCUGUUCAUUUUGAAGUGCUUAUUUGGGAAAUGUUUUUGCUUUUACACCUGUAGCUACCUGGCUCAAAUGUGAAGGUAUCUGGUGCUAGCCUUGAUCUGUGGUGGCUGGAUUUUAAUUAAUCAAUGAUUUAGCAGGCAAGUCUUGACAAGUUUAAAUGUUAAAUUGGGGAUCAAGCCUUAGAAUUUGUACACUGCAUAAAAAGGCAAAGUUAGGUAAACCUGUUAUUUCACUUUGCUCCUUUAUCAUUCAAAACCAACCUAGUGAAACCACUAUUACUUUCAAUUUUAACUGCACAUCUGCAAGCCCGAGAGUGCAAUUAACAAGUUUCAAAACCAUUUAGUAAUGCAUAGGAGAGAAUUGUCUUCAGUAAAUAUUGUGGUCAGGUCUUAGGCAUUCAGUAAAACUAGCAUUUUACUAAUGGACCCCACCCCCACCAUAACCUUUGUGUUCCACUACAUAAUGUCUCAGAAAAAGUUAACUUGAAUAGGUUGAAAUUGCUAUGACGCUGAGCUUUGCAGUGUAACUGGGAAUGAAAUGGAUCUCCUGUGCAAAAAUGUUUUUUUUUUUACUUGAAUGUCUUUGUAUAACCACUAUUAUAUAAAUUGAAAACCAUGAACUAUUACCUUCCUGCUAAAUAGAAGUGAAGUGGUUCACAUUCCUGGAUUUAUAUACCAAAAGUCCCUAAUUAGUUGCACUGCUCGCUGUAUUCAGGUGGACAUCCAGUGCACAUGAAUUGUAAACUGAGUGAACCAGGUAUAACUAAGGCAACUCCACUAAUAUGUCUUCAAUAUUGCUGUAUAUAGUCGAGAUACAUAUUGUGUCUUGAUGCAAUUGAGCAGUGCUUUGGAAACAGCUAAAUGCCAUGCUAUUUGAAGUAAGUGGAGACAGAUCAAGGGACUUGUUGAUCAACUAAGUUGGUUAACAAAAUAAGUUUUUUUAAUUAAUCAAUUUCCCUUUCUUGGCUUCUUAACUCCCAGUGUCAUGUGAUUUCUGUAUAUGGCUUGACACCAACACUUUCUUUUUUAAAAACAAUACCAUCCCAAUGCCUGAAUAGGAAAAGACCACUUUAUAUAGCAAAAGACCAUGCAAGCCAGACUGAUUCAGGUUUGAAUCUUGUUAUGCUUCACUUAACUGGGACAUUGAUUAUCCUGCUGUACAGCUAGCAUCAACGAUGAUAUGCUGGGGAGGGGAAGAUCAACCAGAUUUUGAAGUACUUAUCUCUAUCCAGAUUUCCCUACUGGAAGGUACAUGGCUGGACAUUGAAAGAGGAUAGCGUUAUGCCUGUUGUGCCCUCAUUCCUCCCCCGACAAGUCAGUAUGUCCCCGUCGACAUUCACUUGAAUUGAUAUUGUUGAGAGAAGACUAACCUGCUACUGAGCAUAACUCAUGAACAAAACUGCUUUCAAUGUACUGAGAAAAGCUACCUAGUUUAGAUCCAGCCCACACCAAAACCGUUGUAUUACGGUUUGAUUACAUUCAAUCGUAAAAACAAGACAUUUUAAAGCACCAAUAUUUCUAAACUAUUCCUCAAAAUCUCAAACUAUUAUAAAAAUACUAGACCUUUUCUUAACAAUUUAAAAGCUGCGCAACACCACUAGGCAAACUUCAGAAGCGCAAGGAGGUUUUGAAAUAACAAAUACAGGUAUCCGACAUCAAAUUAUUUGCAUGCACUAGAUGGCACUAAAAUGUCUUAUUAGUAAAAUCUUGAAUUUACAUUGCAAUUGCAAGCUGUAAAAAUACAAUUACAAUUCUGUUAAAAAUUUCAGUAUGUCUAUAGCUGGAUAAAAAUUAACAAUUGCCCCAUAGUCUCAACUAUAUUACCCAUUGGACAGGACUUUGACCUUAGCUAAAACAUGGUCUAUCUUCAUUUUAUAACUCUAGAAGUGACUUACACUGAUUUGAGUUGUCAGACGUCUUCAAUCACUAUUGAGUAUCAUACACAACUUGCCACUUAACCUUUUCAUAUAGAGAAUGUUAUACCUUGACAAAGUGUGUAAGAUGGAACAUUUCUUCGUUAUAACUUUUAUUGUGAUGUACUUCUGAGAGCUUUUACUGUACCAUGUAAGAAAUCCUAAAUGUAUUUAUCUGAAAGUAUUUCAGGGGGGCAAAUCUGCAAGUUUUGAAAUAACAGUAACAAACAAUCUAUUCAACAAUUCUUUCCUUCUGAUUGUAGAAAUUGCAGAAUAUUGAGCACUGAUUUGUCUUAAAUCUGAAGAAACACCAUGUGCAGGGUUUAAAUACAAUCUUAAAUUCCUUUAUUCAUAAAUAUUAACCUGAUUGAUGCAAGUUAUCCAAUUGCCAAAUUUACUUAGGUAUCUACAGUACUGAAAGGACUAGGUAAGUCACAAAAUCAAUGUAGCUGUUCCAAAAGUUGAUCAAGCUGAAUAAAUUCUUAACGUUUAUAUGUACCACAGUUCUGUCCCCAUUUAAUCCUUCUCUUGACAUGAUCCUUCAAAUUGAUGCAAUGUUUUCACCAUCCUUAUGGAGGUGUAGUAGAUAUUACUGAAUCUUUCAAGGAUGAUUUUUUUGCAAUGUGUAAACAGCUCAGAAUUUAGGAUGACUUGGUGGGUGUCGCUUCACCUUUUUCCAGAAGUUGGAUACUGAAAUGGUGGUGGAUAAUUUAUGAGAUAUCUCAAGUGUCUUUUUCACACAUUAAAAAGCUAUUCUCCCUAAAGACUGGGUGCCACAAUGUGUUAAUGUACUAUCUUUCAUCUCUGUCAUCUGGAUCUCCAUCCAGCUCAAGUUAUUGGGAUGAAGGAUUACUCUGUCUUGGCAGUUGUAAGUGAUGAGGGGGACAUGUUUUUCCCUGGCUUCUCAGUUUUAUGUGAACUAAGUUUGAAAAGUCUCCCAAUUUCUAUUGGAUAAAUCCCAUAAACGGAAUUGAACUCAGAUCUAAAUUGACAUCAUGACUCGGGCCAUAAGCACAGACGAUUUGGGAAGGGAAACGUUCACAUUGCCUCAUUGGUGGGGUUGCUCUGCUGACCACUGAGUUAAAUCAGUUUGACCAUCGAGAGGAAGUAGUUUAGUUUUUGUGGCAGUGCCUCAUCACAUCUGAAUGCUUCAUAGUAACCCUGGGUACUGAGUGGGAAAGUAACUCUGGGUUGAAAUAACUGAAAAUGAAGGCAUCCAGUGUUGAGUGUAACAAAUUAUUAUACUGGUAAGAGAGCCACUAGGCAAUAGAAUGAAUUCAGCCUUUUGUUAUACAUUUGUUUGUUGCUGCUGCAAACUGUAACACAGAACCUCAAUUGUCAUUCACAAGCAUAGUCUUACUUUACGUAUGUUGUACGAGUUUAAGAGGAUGAUCUAAUUCAAUACAUCAGCUACCCUGAAUUUAUUGCCGUAGAUAUUGUGUAUAUUUUUUCAGUCUGCUAACUAAGCAAGUUUUGUUUUAAUAUUUCAAGAUAUAUCUAGUACAUUUCAAGGCUUUUUUUCAGGUAUUGACUUUUUAUUAUGAAACAUAGAAUUAUUAACACCUUUUUUGAGUGGGAUGGGGUUGUGCUGUCCAUGGACUGACUUAGUGGGAAGGGGAAAUCGAUGAAAUAAAUAAUUCCCUAAACGUUCUACAGAAAAUAAUGUGGCAGCUAGGUUUAGUAAUUAAAUGACCUAAUGCUGCUGUUAGAGUUUUGUUCAGAAAAGUGGGUGCCUUGAAUAUUGUUAGCAUAUUGUGCAUUACAUAGGGUUACAAGCAAUAAUGAAGGUCCAGAUAAAUGGGUAGAGUAAUAAUUUACACAUAGCAAUGUUUACAGGUUUAUCAUAGCAUUUAAUAGAUAUAUCUUUUGAGUAUAACUCUUUGGUUAGUUAUAAUUGCAGAAAAUGGACAGUGCAACCCUCAGAUUCCCGGAUUAUAUUUCAAACUAUGAUUUUUAUGGUUCAGGAAGAUUCAUAUAGUUUUCAUCAUGGAGUAUUGAGCCAAAUCUGUUGUACAGUAGUUAAAAAAUACAGCUUUGCGACAGCAAACUUUUUUCAGCAUCCUUCCAGAUAUAGUAGUGCAUUAAAUAAUUGGAGAAGACUAUACCAUGGAAGAGUAUAAUGUUUAAUUUCCACAUUUGUUUUUUGUUGAACAAUGUUGCUGCUGGUUAGGACAAUCCCAUGUAUUUAUAGUAGAUAUGGUUCAUGAUAGAAUGGAAUUGAAAUUAGCUUGAAAAGUUAAUUUUAAAGACUAGCAUGCAUUGGUUUGGCAAUUGAGUUUUCGAAUUGCUCCAUGUGAUCGUCAACCCAUCUAACUUGUAUAAAGUCUAUCUUCUGAUUUUCAUGCGAUGGUUGUGUAUUUCUGUGGACAAAUUUGUAGAAUUAUAGAUGUAUUUGCACUGUAAAGUUGCUAAAUAUUGUUUUUGUUUUUCUUUGCUUCAGCUCUCAAAGCUACUCAUUCCACUGUGCAGAAAUUUAGCUGUAGUUAUCAGAUUUGAUGUGACUUGAAAUGUAUGUUCAGGUUUAUAUAUAUAUUAUAUAUAUAUCACUUGAAAAAUUUUACAUGUUGAGAAAAAGAUGUAAAAUGACAUCUAGCUGUACUUGCACAUGUUUGAGUUGUUGUAUGCUUCAGAUUGAUGUUUGGAUGGGAUAAGCUGGUUUACUUGAUACAUGACAUCUUUGGAGUUCUGUGUGACUUUGUGGUAUUGCAAUGAAACUAUAUUCUUGAAAUAAAUGAACUUAGAGAUGGA
This is a messenger RNA of Callorhinchus milii (elephant shark), 6906 nucleotides long. RefSeq names its product kelch repeat and BTB (POZ) domain containing 8 (gene kbtbd8). Bases 93 to 1820 code for a protein of 575 amino acids. Gene Ontology annotation, biological process: neural crest cell development. Lineage: Eukaryota; Metazoa; Chordata; Chondrichthyes; Chimaeriformes; Callorhinchidae. Gene Ontology annotation, molecular function: protein binding. The transcript has 4 exons. The record is from RefSeq and is a predicted model, not a curated record.